AUGGGUCCAUACAUGAUUUUUCUACUUUAUCCAAUUUUAACUAAGUCAUUAUCACGUAAAACGGCGACAACAAUGCAAUUUAUUUUUCCAGUAAAAAAUUUUUUCAAUAUUCAAAAUUAUUAUUACUAUCUUCUAGCAAUGACAUAUUGUGGCACUAUUUCCAUAAUCACAACAUUUGUUGCUUUCGACACAAUAUUUGCUACUUUUAUUCAACAAGCUUGUGGAAUGUUCGCAAUAUUGAUCUUUUCAGAUUUAUUAAAUUCUGCCUUUUCGUUUGGACUUUUAAUAUCGACUACAUUAAAUACAGUUCUCUUAAGUUUCACAGUAUUUUCCGCACGUGAAUAUCAUCAUACUCCCCUUCUCAUGUGGAGAUACGCAAUUUUAACUUCAGCUGAAAUUUUUCAUCUAUUCAAUAAAUUUUGGCAAUGUCAAACAUUAAUCGAUCACAGUGUUAUGUUUCGAAAUUCAAUCUAUGCUUCCAAUUGGUAUAAUGCAUCAGCUAAUACAAAAUUAAUUUUACGAUUUAUGUUAAUGAGAUCUGAAAAGGUGUGCAAAGUAACAGCAGGAAAAUUCUUCGACAUGUCAUUUCACACUUUUAGAAAAAUUUUAAGUACGGCGGCUUCUUAUUUUACUGUUUUAUCAGCCAUAAAAUAAUUAAAAACCAACAAUUUUCCGAUAAAUAAUAUAAAUAUGAUGGACUAAAAUAUUGUCCGACAGAUAUUGUAUUCGACACACAGAAAAA
Messenger RNA from Leptopilina heterotoma, 742 nucleotides. RefSeq names its product odorant receptor coreceptor-like. The transcript is spliced from 5 exons. Bases 1 to 654 code for a protein of 217 amino acids. Gene Ontology annotation, cellular component: plasma membrane. Gene Ontology annotation, biological process: sensory perception of smell; detection of chemical stimulus involved in sensory perception of smell. Lineage: Eukaryota; Metazoa; Arthropoda; Insecta; Hymenoptera; Figitidae. Gene Ontology annotation, molecular function: olfactory receptor activity; odorant binding. The record is from RefSeq and is a predicted model, not a curated record.